AAACUGAUCGGGUCUCCUGGGACGCUGUCAGAACAGACAAACACAACCGCCUAAAGAGACGCGGAUUCUUGUUUUAUUCAUGUAUGCAGCCCAAGCGUAACACUAAUAUUCAAGGAUAACACGGUUUCCUGGAGUGGAGCCGUCGGCCGAGACUAUGUGUUAUGACAGGGGACAGAGAGAGUUAGUUUACCGCAGUGUAGCUCUCCGCGCAUCCAGCAUGAAGCCCCCGGUGUUCGGCGUAUCCUCCGUCUGCGCUGUUUUCUUAGUCUGGACAUUAUUUUCGGUGCCGUGGGGUUCCUCAUACCCUCUCGAGGGAGGAACAGGUUCGCCCCAGCUGAGGUUCGUGGAGGAGUUUGAUCGGUUUAGGCUCGGGUUCAGCUGGCUCAACAUGUCCUGCUCGGUGUGUAAAGCGAUUUUCGCCACGCUUGACAUCGCGCUGCUGAGUGACUCAAACAUGGAGCGUGUGGCGCACGCUUUAGGAGAGGCCUGUGUUCGCCUGCAUCUGGCCGAGGCGCAAGUAUGCCGAGAAAUCACUGAGCUCUUCCGAGACGAUGUCAUCCGUGCGCUCCAGGAGUCCUUCCUCUGGCCUUCGGAGGCUUGCGCUCUAUUGGUUGGACCUACGUGUGGCCAUUUUGAUAUUUAUGCCCCCUGGAAUGUGUCCCUGCCGCAGGUCCCCAAACCCCCUGUUAAACCGCCCACCCCUCCCAAACCGGGCUCUUCACAGAGCCGAAUUCUCUUCCUCACGGAUAUCCACUGGGAUGCGCAGUACGCCGAGGGCAGUCUUGUGGGCUGUGAGAUGCCACUGUGCUGUCGGAAUGACUCCGGGAGGGCCAGUUGGAAGCACACUGGAGCCGGAUACUGGGGCACGUAUGGCAAUUGUGACCUGCCUCUGCGCACAGUGGAGAACCUUCUCCAAAACGUAGCCAAAUCUGGCCCGUGGGAUUGGGUUUACUGGACAGGAGACAUCCCAGCACACAACGUCUGGUCUCAGACUCGAGCACAACAGCUGAACGAGCUCGUCACCAUCACUAGACUCAUACACAAACACCUGGGGCCUAAUGUAACCGAUAAACCAUCUAUUUAUAAACACUAAAUCACACCAUUUAAUAUAUUGCAAUACCACAUUUCUAGGUGGUUUUACUACUACAUGAUUUAUAAUUUUAUUAUUAUUAUCAACACAUUAUUUAUUUAUUUAUUUAUUUGUAAUGUGUGUUCUGUCUUCUCUAGGCGUGGAGGUUUUUACACGGUUGAAGUUGAGCGUGGUUUGAGGGUGGUGUCCUUGAACACAAACUUCUGUGCGCGAGAGAACUACUGGCUGAUGGUGAACUCCACAGACCCGGCCGGUCAGCUCCAGUGGCUCAUCAACAUACUACAAGAGUCAGAGAACAAGGGAGAGAAGGUCCACAUCAUCGGUCACAUCCCCCCGGGACUCUGUUUGAGCAGUUGGAGUUGGAAUUACUAUCAUAUAGUGAACAGAUAUGAAAGCACCAUAACUGGUCAGUUUUUUGGACACACGCAUGUCGAUGAGUUUCAGAUGUUCUAUGAUGAAGAUACAUUGACUCGUCCACUAAGUGUGGCUUUCAUCGCCCCAAGUGUGACCACUUACGUCAACCUGAACCCAGGAUAUCGUGUAUAUUACGUGGAUGGAAACUACCCAGGCAGCAGUCGCAUGGUUUUGGAUCAUGAGACUUUUAUUCUUAAUUUGACUCUGGCCAACAACCAGCCCUCAAAACCUGACCCCAACCCAUCCUGGACCUUACUGUACCGCGCGUCUGAGGCCUACGGUUUGUCCACACUCUUCCCAUCAGACAUGGACGCUUUGAUCAAAGUCAUGAAGAAUGAUGACCGUGUCUUCCAGCGCUUCUGGUACCUCUUUCAAAAAGGCCACAUCUCAAAGCCUUGCACAGACACUUGCAAGACGUUACUAAUCUGCCUUCUACACAGCGGACGACACGACCUUGUAACACAGUGUGACAUGCUACACGAAGAUAAACACUCUGUUAGGAAGACAAUGUGUUGAGAAAAUAUGAAACUAGAGUUCUAAUGGGUUCUUUUUGUAGCAAUUUUUUUACGUUUGUACUGGAGAUCAUCAAAAGCUGAUUUGCUAUGGACUUUUAUUUAAAGCUGUUAGGUAUCUCGUCAAGAUAGGGUUAAAAAAAAUCAGCAGUUCUUGUAAAGAUGUGGACUUUAGAGCAGAGAACCGAAGUAAAGUAUAACUGGUUGAAAGUGGAACAGGUAGUGACUUCACUGAAUCAUCUGGCGUGUUAGUGCCUCAUAAAAACCACAACUACUCAAACGUCUCAGUCCUCAUUCUCACUCAUGUGGUUCAGUGGGAUUUGCGUCACUCUUGAUCGGAUUGUGGUCUGUCACUUUAGAAGUGUUUUGUGUUAUCACUUCCUGCAUUGACCUAUAAUUUGCACACUGGAGCCUGUUGAAGGCUUAUUGUAAAAAAAAAAAAAAAAAGGUUUAUUGAUUCAAGCUCAAGUCGUUAAACUUGAUUGUUUUAAUUGCCAAU
This is a messenger RNA of Cyprinus carpio (common carp), 2515 nucleotides long. RefSeq names its product sphingomyelin phosphodiesterase-like. The transcript is spliced from 6 exons. The record is from RefSeq and is a predicted model, not a curated record. Gene Ontology annotation, molecular function: acid sphingomyelin phosphodiesterase activity. Gene Ontology annotation, cellular component: lysosome. Lineage: Eukaryota; Metazoa; Chordata; Actinopteri; Cypriniformes; Cyprinidae. Gene Ontology annotation, biological process: sphingomyelin catabolic process; ceramide biosynthetic process.